ACAGACUGGGAGGCGUGACCAGAGUACAGAGCACCAGCACUAACUCCCAGGCGCACACAAACACACACCAGAGAGCACAGAACAAAGCUAGAGCCAGGCAGAGCAGCUGUGGGGAGCAAACACACACACACAAAGGAGAUAGAAGACAGGGAAAGGAAAAUCUCUGCCAAUAUGAGGAUCCCUCUACUCUUCUCCUUCUUCUUGUGGAUGCUGUCGGAAGCAGAAGUAAUUCAGCUUACUGAUACUUUUGGUGAAAUCCGGACACCUAAUUUUCCUGACUCUUACCCUAGUGAUUCAGAGGUGACAUGGAACAUCACAGUCCCUGAGGGUUUCCGGCUUAAGCUCUAUUUUAUGCACUUUGAUCUGGAACCAUCUUAUCUGUGCGAGUAUGAUUAUGCCAAGGUGGAGACUGAAGACCAGGUUAUUGCCUCCUUCUGUGGGAAAGAAAGCACCGACACAGAACAAGCUCCGGGCAAACAGAUUAUUACAUCACCUGGUAAUUUCCUGAGCCUCACUUUUCGCUCUGACUUCUCCAAUGAGGAGCGCUUCACAGGCUUCGAUGCUCAUUAUAGCGCAAUAGAUAUAGACGAGUGUACAGAAAAAAAUGAUGAAGACCUGGUUUGUGACCAUCACUGCCACAAUUACAUUGGAGGGUUCUAUUGCUCAUGUAGAUUUGGUUACCUCUUGCACACGGAUAACAGAACAUGCAAAGUGGAAUGCAGUGAUAAUCUUUUUACCCAAAGAAGUGGGUUGAUUUCAAGUCCAGACUAUCCCAGUUCGUAUCCCAAGAGCUCAGACUGCCGCUAUAGGAUUGAGCUAGAAGAAGGCUUUGUAAUAAAUCUGCAUUUUGAUGACAACUUUGAUGUUGAGGACCAUCCGGAAGUCACAUGCCCUUAUGAUUACUUAAAGAUCAAAACUGGGAAAAAAGAAAUUGGUCCACUGUGUGGAGAGAAAUCACCAGGGAGGAUUGAAACCGGAAGCAACAGUGUUCAGAUUCUGUUCCACAGUGACAACUCAGGGGAAAAUGGAGGAUGGAGAUUCUCCUACUCUGUAUCAGGUACUCCAUGCCCAAAUCUGCGUCCACCAAUCAAUGGAAAACUUGAACCUUCUCAGGCUGAAUAUACAUUUAAAGAUCAGGUUGUAAUUAGCUGCAACCAAGGGUACAGAGUGCUGAAGGAUAAUGUUGAGAUGGAGAGUUUCCAGAUUGAAUGUCGAAAAGAUGGAACAUGGAGUAACCAAAUCCCAACGUGUCAAAUUGUUGACUGUAAGACACCAAAGGAGAUAGAGAAUGGAUUCAUCACCUACUCUACAGCAGAAAAUCGUACCACAUUCCAGUCCAGCUUUAACUAUUCCUGCAGGGAACCUUACUACACUAUGGUUCCAAACAUAACAAGUGUGUAUACCUGUGAUGCAAGUGGAGAGUGGAAAAACCAGGAGACUGGAGCAAAGUUUCCUACUUGUCAGCCAGUGUGCGGGUUGCCACGUUUUUCCAGGUCUGCUCUAGCAAGAAUUUCAGGUGGAAAAACAGCCAAGAAAGGAAUCUCCCCCUGGAUUGCAAUGUUUAGUUACUCCCAAAACAAUCAGCCCUUUUGUGGAGGUGCACUGAUCAGCAACAAGUGGAUUGUCACAGCUGCUCACUGUUUGCACCACGAUCCGGGGGCCGAAGACCCUGUUCUAACCCCCAUCAAGUUGUUUGAACUCUCAUCUUUCAACGUUAUAUUAGGGAAACACAGAACCUUAAAAAAGGAUGACACAGAGCAAACAUUCCAACCAAAGAACCUCAUUCUCCAUCCUAACUACAAGCCCAGAACAUUCCAGUUUGACAUAGCCCUCGUGGAACUUUCAGACAAAGCUUUUCUCAAUGAUUAUGUGAUGCCUAUUUGCCUGCCAGAGAAACAAGUCCAACAAGAUGAGUAUGUGAUUGUCAGCGGAUGGGGCAAGCAGUUUCUGAAGCGGUUACCAGAAUCCCUUAUGGAGAUUGAAAUUCCUGUGGUAAACCAUGCUUUAUGCAAGACUGUUUAUCAGACUUUAGAACUGUUAGUGACUGAUGAAAUGAUAUGUGCCGGAUUCAAGGAAGGAGGAAAAGAUGCCUGUUCUGGUGACUCUGGAGGACCAAUGGUGACUCAGAACCAUCUGAACAAUCACUGGUAUCUGGCAGGAACUGUGUCAUGGGGGGUGGGUUGUGGGCAAUAUGAUAAGUAUGGAGUAUAUUCAGAUGUUUACAAGAGCCUGGACUGGAUCAAAGAGAAAAGUAAGGUGCAAUAUUGAUAACUACAGUACUCAUGUAAAUUGUAGGUAGUAUUUGGGAUGCAAAUUAUGGUUCAGAGAUAACUGUUUUCUGUGUUGCAUGUAACUUCUUCUUCAUUAAGUUUGUACUGGCUAUCUGCACAUUGAUAUCAUCACAAGACAUCAUGAUCAGACAUCAUAAUCAGGCUUUCCAAAUCUCAAUAGAAUAUUGAAUGUAAGCAGAUACUGCUCAGCGGUGGUCAUUUGCACACCUGUCUUCCCACACACACCUACUAUGAUACCUCCAGUAAAACCAGCAAAGGAGAGCAAAUUGAAUAUUACAGAAAUGUAUAUAUAUUCAGAGACCACCCUACCCUUCUAAGAGAAAGAGCUUCCAUAUCGCUAUCUAAAUAUCCUUUCUGCAUUGCUUGUUAAUAUGUCUGAACAUAAUCUCAGAUGAGCAAGUGUUACAAAAUAAAUUUAGGGCUGAUUUCUCAACUGCAUUGAAUUUGCUAAGAGAUGCCAAUGGCAAGAAUAUAAUUGACCAAACCAUAUCAAGUCAGGGGCAGCUCAAAUAGAUUCAUGUUGAAGACAUUUAAUUGUUUUGUAACUGACUUUAAACAUAAUAUAUAAUAACUACUGAGACUUUUGCUAUAAUUGCAGUAGACUGAAGAAAGCUGUCUGAUAAAUGUGUGUAAUAGCUUACAGAACUGGUGCAACCUGUGAAUGUUAUUACCUCCCCUAUCGCCUAUCUGUUGCUCUGUACCUGCCAACCAGAAAGUAGUCCUUUACACUGAAGAUGUUUCUUUAAUUUUUCACUGCACAAAUCUACUACUCUGAUAUGUUUGAUGUGCUAAUUGGCCCACUUUUAACCUCCGCCAAAGACAGCUUCACAACUUGGCAUACCUGCUUUAGAUAAUCAGUUGUUCAAAUAAAGAAAAUAUGCAACAAAAUAUGUAUGUAA
This is a messenger RNA of Xenopus tropicalis (tropical clawed frog), 3190 nucleotides long. RefSeq names its product MBL associated serine protease 1 (gene masp1). Bases 172 to 2268 code for a protein of 698 amino acids. Lineage: Eukaryota; Metazoa; Chordata; Amphibia; Anura; Pipidae. The record is from RefSeq and is a predicted model, not a curated record. Gene Ontology annotation, biological process: complement activation; proteolysis. The transcript has 16 exons. Gene Ontology annotation, molecular function: calcium ion binding; serine-type endopeptidase activity; peptidase activity. Gene Ontology annotation, cellular component: cell surface; extracellular region.